AUGAGUGGCAACGGCGAGCUGAAGAACGUCCCCACGAUCAAGGCAUACAAGAACCCGGACUUCUUGGGCGCCGCAACCUCUCGCCAUGUCCGAAUAAUGUGUGAGCUCUACGAACCCAUGCAGCGCUUGGACAAGCAUGACAUUAGCAACUAUUUCAUCAUAGUCGGGUCGCACUUGGUGAUGCAGCCAGAGGAUCGCAAAAAGCACAUCUCCGGCCUCGAGCAGCAGAUCAAGAAGCUGACGGCCGAAGAAGAGGUCGAAGCGUUGCAGGCCAAGCUACGAUUUGCCCAGAAGAUGCAAGCGAUGGACAAGUAUUACGUGAUGGCCAUGGAGCUUGGAAAGAAGCUUGGUGAAUGGAAUCGGCAGCGCGCCGCCAAAGGACUGCCGUCUUAUCAUGUCAGCACCGGUGGCGGUCCUGGCAUCAUGGAGGCGGCAAACCGCGGCGCGUACGAAGCAGGAGACAAGACACUCGGCUUCGGAGCCAGCCGGCCAGAGUGGGGCUCCUUGAACAAGUACGUUUCGGAGGAGGGGGCCUUCGAAUUCCACUACUUCUUCAUGCGGAAAUUCUGGAUGGCCUACAAGUGCAUGGGCCUCGUGGUUUGUCCGGGAGGCUUUGGGUCGCUUGACGAACUGUUCGAGAUGCUCGUGCUCCUGCAAACAAAGAAGAUCUCUCACCCUCUGCCGAUCAUUCUCCUGGGCGAAGAGCACUGGAAGAAAGCAAUAAACUUCAACUAUCUGCUCGAGUGCGGCAUGCUAACGCAGUCGCAUCUGGACAUGCUGGUCUUCAAGAACAGUGCAGAGGACGCUUUCCAGUACCUGGUCGAGUCUGUUCGAAGAGCAGAGGAGUCGGGCGAAACCGAGCAGGUCGAGACGGCAAAGCGCAGAAGACUGGAAGGCAAGCCGAGCACCCCUUCUCGCAAAGACAGAAGUUGA
Symbiodinium natans is the source of this 933-nucleotide messenger RNA. Lineage: Eukaryota; Dinophyceae; Suessiales; Symbiodiniaceae. The record is from the annotation of a GenBank genome assembly.